Molecule: messenger RNA, 1464 nt
Organism: Apiotrichum porosum
Lineage: Eukaryota; Fungi; Basidiomycota; Tremellomycetes; Trichosporonales; Trichosporonaceae
Exons: 10
Coding region: 1-1464 (487 amino acids)
Biological process (GO): meiotic DNA double-strand break formation; meiotic DNA double-strand break processing; reciprocal meiotic recombination
Cellular component (GO): nuclear chromosome
Molecular function (GO): DNA binding; DNA topoisomerase type II (double strand cut, ATP-hydrolyzing) activity
Source: RefSeq, a predicted model, not a curated record
AUGCCGCUCUUUCCCACAGUCCUGUCCCGCUCAGCCGCGGAAGCACAGGCCGACUAUGCGUUCUGGAUGGAGCAGCCCUUCGCAUCCACCUUUGAGGCCCCCCAGAUCAAACUCUUCCCAGAGCCUGUCAGCGGUAACAUGGAAGCAGCUGGGGAGGCCGUGGAUGCAGGAUAUGGAGGAGAUGGAGGAGAUGGAGGAGAGGGAGGAGAUGGAGGAGAUGGAGGAGAGGGAGGAGAGGGAGGGAGGGAGGAGAGGGAGGAGAGGGAGGAGAUGGCGCCGGCACCGAUCCUGCCGCCAAGUACGCGGCCGCGCUUGCCCACCUGCAACGCGCGCGCCAUGCUAUCGACGCUCAGCGCGAUGGUUUCCUGGCCGUCGUAUUCUGCGGCUUUCUUAACCUCUUCACUGGGUGAGGCAUUGAACGUUGACUUUGGGCUAACUGUCAGCAACUCUCGCGGUAUUCUCCUCCAAGAGUCCGGUUGGUUCCUUCCUUUUGCGCAGAAGUUGACACAAACAGAGCUCGUGUCGCUCAUGGUCGACCGCCUGUUGGCCCUCUUUGAGGGCAACACGAUGGCCACUCCCCACGGUGUGUGGUAUUGGCUCGACGGCAAGACGGACAUGACGGGCAUCCGAGAGCAGGUGGUCCAAGACUGGCUUGAGUCGCUGGCUUCUGGUGCAGGCCUGCCACUGUGGGCAUUCAGACUGCGCCCCUCAGGGAAGGGCAUCAUGGCCGCGACCGACCUCCAAGCCGUGUUGACGGACGGCACUACGCUGCCGUUCUUUCAGCGUCGGGAGAUGAUCACGCCGUUCGCCGACGAGGUGGCCAGGUUCGUUGGCAAGGUUGACUGUAUUGUCUUUGCUGAGAAGGAGCUGCAGCUCCGCACCUCGGCCACGUUUGGUCGCACCAACGACAGUCCCACCUCGAGCCACUUGCGUAACCCCGAUAACCUGGGCUACGGCGUCUUGAUCACGGGCAAGGGACAGACGGACGAGUGCACAAGGCAAGCACUGGCCUUGCUCUCGGACUCGUUCCCGAGCGCGCGUAUCUUGGCGUUGGUGGACCCAGAUCCCUACGGCGUGACCAUCCUUUCUGUGCUCAAGUAUGGUAGACGCCAAGGGCCGCGUCAAGGCGACGGGAAGGUGGUGUACCCGCGUCGAGUGGGUGGCAUUGCGUCCAAGCCGGUGCCACGGGCAAGCUUAAGAGACCGCGAUCAAGCUGACCGACCCAGGCUCGGUGUGAGGCCGGACGUGUUCCGCGAGCUGAAGCCCAAUGCUCGCUCGAUGGCCAAGAACCUCCUCGCCAGCCCCGACCUCUGCCGCGACUGGCUGCCCGAGCUCGCCCUCAUGCUCAGGUACGGCAGCGCCCACAUCGAGGUUGCCUUGGACAUUGACAAUGGACGUCGUUUCGACACCUACCUGCGAAACGUCAUUGUCGAGGGACUCAACGAGGCACUCCUGUACUCCUAG